This is a messenger RNA of Pundamilia nyererei, 2407 nucleotides long. RefSeq names its product janus kinase and microtubule-interacting protein 3-like. NCBI's taxonomy places the organism in Eukaryota, Metazoa, Chordata, Actinopteri, Cichliformes, Cichlidae. The transcript has 16 exons. Gene Ontology annotation, molecular function: kinase binding; microtubule binding. The record is from RefSeq and is a predicted model, not a curated record. Bases 371 to 2326 code for a protein of 651 amino acids.
GGAGGAAGAGGAGGAGGUGACACCAGCAGAGGCUGCAGAGAUGCUAACAGCUCAGACACACAAACACACUCUGGCAGGAGCUAACUGCUAACACACGCAGAGAGAGACAGACACACACACACAGGCAGAGAGACAGACAGACACACACACACACAGGCAGACAGGUAAAGGCAGGCUGAAGCUGGCAGCACACACACUUUGUGUGAACUAGCUGCUGUUAGCAUGCUGUGGAGAGAAGGCUAAUCUACUGACACACACACACACACACGCAAAGCAAUGCAGUGUCCAGGGCUUUCAAUUGGACGGUGCAGAUGUAGUCAAACCUCAGAUUGACAAACACUUGAGUGGGGGGCGGAGCCUGCAGGUGGUGAUGUCAAAGCGAGGAGCAGGAGGGCGGGGUAAGGGGGAGCGACUGGACACCAUGGCAACUCUUCAAGCAGCCAAUGAGGAGCUCAGAGCAAAACUGACAGAGAUCCAGAUCGAACUACAACAGGAAAAGAACAAGGUGAGCCGACUGGAGAGGGAGAAAAGUCAGGAGCUGAAGGCAGAGCAUCACCGGGCGGCGGUUGCUGUGACUGAGCUGAGGACCAAACUCCACGAGGAGAAGCAGAAGGAGCUUGCACUCACCCGGGAGACGUUACUACGGCAACAUGAGAUGGAGCUCAUGAGGGUCAUAAAGAUCAAAGAUGGUGAAAUCCAACGUCUUAAUGGACUGGUGCUCACCUUAAGGGAUGGAUCCACAGACAAGGUGAGGAGCGCCCUGCUGGGGGAAGUGGAGGAGGCGAGAAGGAGCUGGGAGGCGGAGCGUUGUCGCUUCCAACACGAGAUUCUUGAGCUGAGAGGAGCAAAGAGGAAUGCUGAGGAGGCGCUGACAUCGGCUCAGCAGGCCUGCCAGGCCAGAGCAGCCGAGCUGCGAUCAGCUCAUCAUCAACACCAAGAGGAGCUUAACAGGACCAAGAGAGACUGUGAGAGAGAGAUUCGCCGCCUGAUGGAUGAGAUAAAGCUGAAGGACAGAGCUGUCAGUGUUUUGGACAAAGCCCUCGGUCUGCAGGCUGGACACGCCCACCGCCUCCAGCUGCAGACUCAGGCUGCUGAACAGCAAAUUGCAGCCCUGAGAGAUGCACAGAGGGCGGGGCUAAACCACCCCACUCUUAACCCUAACCCCAACAACGCUCCUCACAUUUCUCAGGAGGAUCGUGACACUCGGAGGUUUCAGCUGAAGAUAGCUGAGCUCAGUGCCGUCGUCAGGAAGUUAGAGGAUAGAAAUGCUCUACUGUCAGAAGAACGCAACGAAUUGUUGAAGCGCCUGAGAGAGGCCGAGAGUCAGUUUCUUCCUCUUCUGGACAAGAACAAGCGUCUGAGCCGUAAAAACGAAGAGCUGGCUCUAGCGCUGCGUCGACUCGAUAACAAGCUUCGCUUCGUCACCCAGGAGAAUCUGGAGAUGGUAACUAUGAGGAGGCCAAGUUCAUUAAAUGAUCUGGACCGCAGCCACUCCACCAGUUACCAUGGUUACAGUCAGGACGAGAGAGAGAUGGAGUUUCUGCGGUUACAAGUCCUGGAGCAGCAACACAUCAUUGAUGACCUGUCCAAGGCUCUGGAGACAGCUGGUUAUGUGAAGAAUGUGAUUGAGAGAGACAUGUUACUGAGGUACCGGCGUCAGGAAUCGGGGAGGAGGAAACGGACCUUCAGAGCCUGCAGGGUCAUUGAGACGUUUUAUGGCUAUGAUGAAGAGGCGUCUGUGGAUUCUGAUGGCUCGUCUUUGUCCUUUCACACUGACAGAACUCCAGAUACUGAACCAGAUGAGUUAUGCGUGCAUGAGGAGGCGGAGCUUCGUUACCGUCAGCUGACUCAGGAGUACCAAGCGCUGCAGCGAGCGUAUGCUCUGUUAGCGGAGACGAGUGGCGGAAACUACGAUGCAGAGAAGGAGAUCAAGACCAGAGAGCAGCUGCUGAGUGAGAUCAGUCGAUACCAGAGCAGAGUUUCAGAUCUGGAAUCAGCGCUGAAGCAGCAAGGACUGGACCUGAAGUGGGUGGAGGAGAAGCAGGCGUUGUAUCGGAGGAAUCAGGAACUGGUGGAGAAGGUCAGGCAGAUGGAAGGUGAAGAGCUGCGACUGAAAAACGACAUCCAGGAUGCCAAAGACCAGAACGAGCUGCUGGAGUUCAGGAUCCUGGAGUUAGAGGAGAGGGAGCGGCGCUCACCCGCCAUCAAUUUCCAACAGCUCCAUUUCCCUGAAGGCCUCAGUCCUCUACAGGUUUACUGUGAGGCAGAGGGAGUCACUGUGAGUACAUCCGUCAGUACACCUGAGUGCACCUGUAAAUAUCUCUGAGGGGUGCACUGCCAGCAUAUUCAGCAUAUCCGGGCUUUCGCUGUGUUAGCUGGCUGAACUAAGCUACACUUUCACUGUUAA